Messenger RNA from Malaya genurostris, 4581 nucleotides. RefSeq lists its product as uncharacterized. The transcript has a single exon. Gene Ontology annotation, biological process: DNA integration. NCBI's taxonomy places the organism in Eukaryota, Metazoa, Arthropoda, Insecta, Diptera, Culicidae. Gene Ontology annotation, molecular function: zinc ion binding; nucleic acid binding. The record is from RefSeq and is a predicted model, not a curated record. The coding region runs from base 1 to 4581 and encodes 1526 amino acids.
AUGACUAAGCACCAUACGAAAGUGCUGCAGCAACUUGGUGAAUCUGUUGAACAUUUAGACUUUAUACUGAUGGAACUACUGGAGGACAAGCUGGAUGAUGCAUCGUUACAAGCAUGGGAGGAAUCCGUAUCAGCAGAUGAUCAGCCAACCUAUACUAAAAUGAUAGAAUUCCUUCAGAAGAGAACCCGUGUGCUAGAAACAAUUCUCAUCAACCGCCCACAACAUUCUAACGCUAGAUGUACUAAUUACAAUACCGGAAACAAAAAAUCUUUUCAACCCCGAAUCAACUCCAAUGCCAUGGCAGCAGCUGUUCCCAAAGCAUUUCCGUUAUGCCCUGCCUGCGAAAAGGACAAGCAUUCAAUAAUGGAUUGUCCUAUCUUUAACGGAUUUGACGUGAAGGGACGUUUGAAAGUAGUAGCAGACAAAGGACUUUGCAGCAACUGUUUUCGGAGCGAUCAUUUCGCUCGUGUAUGCCGAUCAAAAUACCACUGUAAGCACUGCAACAAGCGCCACCACUCAAUGAUUCAUCCCGGACCGUUUACCACUAAUCAGUUGCCCAGUAAUAGUCAAGCUAAUAGUAACACUUCUACUAGCUCAUCUCAGAUUAUUUCAACUAUUGCCACUCAACCGGCUGGAAAAUUCAAUCUAUCUAAGCCUGUAUAUGUGGAAAGUGGAAACGUUAUUCUGUCGACUGUCGUCCUGCUGGUCGUCGACGCCUAUGGUCAGGAACAUAUUGCCCGAGCUCUGUUAGACACAGGAUCACAGCCAAACGCUAUCAGCGAGCGCCUGUGUCAACAACUGCAUCUUCCCCGAAAAAUCGUAAAUGUUCCAAUCGCUGGAGUGGAUGGUACUAUUACCAAUUCGAAGUACCAAAUACGCGCUGAAAUACGCUCUAGAGUAUCUCCAUAUAAGGAAGUGUUAGAUUUCCUCGUACUACGGAAAGUUACCAACGACACCCCACCGUUUUCAAUUAUCACACCCAACUGGGAAAUACCCGAACAUUUUCAGUUUGCUGACCCCGAGUUCAACGUAAAAAGGAGAGUCGAUAUGAUCAUCGGAGCCGGUCAUUUUUAUUCACUGCUACUUGAGGGCCGAUUCCGUUUAGCUAAUAAAGGUCUUAUGCUAGUUGAUACUAUGUUCGGCUGGCUAGUCACAGGAAAGAUGGGCCUCGGCGAAGAAAAUACUCAUCAAGCACCAAUAACUUGUCAUAUGGCGACAGUUAUGCCCGUAGAUGAGUUGCUAGAACGGUUUUGGUCAGUGGAAGAAUGUAGUUCAUCUAAUUAUUCGCUUGCUGAACAGCAAUGUGAGGACUUAUUCAAUGAAAGCACAACACGUGAUUCUGAUGGGCGUUAUAUUGUACGCUUGCCGAAAAAGGAAAAUUUCACGCAACUACUCGGAGCAUCGAAGCUAAAUGCUUUCAAGCGAUUCAAGUGGUUGGAGAAAAAAUUAGAAAAGGACCGUGAUUUAAAACAGCAAUAUCACGACUUUAUGUCGGAAUACAUUCGGUUGGGUCACAUGAACGAAAUUUCUGAAGACAACCUUGAUGGUCCUGACGCCUGCUAUCUACCGCACCAUCCCGUAAUAAAGACUGCAAGCUCUACCACAAAGAUGCGUGUCGUCUUUGACGGUUCUGCGAAAACAAGAACCGGUCAUUCACUGAAUGAUGCCCUAUUGGUUGGGCCCGUCGUACAGGACGAAUUGAUUACUAAUGUAUUACGAUUCCGUAAAUUCCCGAUUGCGUUGGUGGCGGACAUCGAAAAAAUGUACCGCCAGGUUUCGAUGCAUCCAGAAGACCGUCGUUUGCAACGAAUUUUUUGGAGAUUCCAUGAUUCACAACCCAUAGCUACAUAUGAGCUUGGUACCGUUACGUAUGGUCUCGCUCCGUCGUCGUUUCUAGCUACAAGGACCUUAAAACAACUUGCCGACGAUGAUGGUGCACCGUUUCCUAAAGCCACAAGAGCAUUGAAAAACUGUUUAUAUGUCGACGAUUUCAUCGGCGGAGAACAUUCCGUCGAAGAAGCGAUCCAGUUACGCAAUGAACUAAACGAACUUUUAUACAAGGGUGGUUUUUGUCUUCGAAAGUGGAGCUCCAACUCACCGGAUGUUUUGAGCGAUUUGCCUAAACAACUCCUUUGGACGGAUACCGCUCGAAAUUUUGCACCAGAUGAGACGAUCAAAACUUUAGGUGUCAAUUGGGAACCAGCAUCCGAUAAAUUUCGGUUUGAUGUAUCCAUAACAUUGAGGGAUGAGCCGGUGACGAAGCGCAGUGUCCUAUCUGUUAUAGCGCAGCUAUAUGAUCCACUAGGUCUAGUGGCUCCCGUUAUUGUUCGGGCAAAAAUAUUAUUGCAACAUCUUUGGUUGUUGGCUUUAGAUUGGGACGAUGAAGUAACUCCAAAUUUUCGGCUGCAAUGGUUACAGUUUUGUGAGCAGCUUCCCAAUUUAAGCAAUUACCGCAUUGAUCGAUACGUAUUUACAUCAAGGCUAUGCAGUGCUGAAUUGCACUGUUUUUCUGACGCGUCUGAAAUGGCCUAUGGAGCCUGCCUUUACGUUCGAUCGGAGGCAGCAGAUGGUACAAUCAAGGUAGUCCUAUUAGCCUCUAAGUCUAAGGUUUCGCCGUUAAAGCGAAUGAGCAUUCCACGAUUAGAGCUUUGCGCUGCAUUGAUCAGUUCUAGAUUGUAUGCAAAGAUAGUAACAGCCUUGGAUAUGAAGUUCGAAGCGUGCUAUUUUUGGACCGAUUCGACUAUAGUGCUGCAGUGGAUGAAGUCUCCGCCCCGAACAUGGAAAACGUUUGUCGCGAAUCGUAUAGCGGAGAUUCAAUCAACUACUCACGGAUUAAGAUGGCGCCAUGUGGCUGGUGCAGACAACCCUGCAGAUUUGGUAUCCCGCGGACUUACACCCGAUCAGCUAAUGAGUAGUGAGCAUUGGACAGCUGGACCGAGUUGGCUGUCUAAAGCGAAAGUGGCGUGGCCUUCAUCAAUCCUUUCUGGCUUCUCUACAAGUCCAGAAGAAAUGGAAAUGAAACCGACUACUAUUCUCGUUGUCGAACAAAGAAUAACCGACUCGUUAUUUUUGAGAUACUCAUCGUAUCAACGUCUUUUGAAUGUUACUGGUUUCUGUCUUAGAUUUGCUCGAAACGCUCGCAGUAAGAUUAACAGAAUAACCGACCAAGUGCUUUCCGUCAAAGAAGUGGAUGCCGCUAAAUUAGUUUUGCUUAAAUUAGUACAACUGGAAUCGUUCCCAGAGGACCUGAAAUUAUUGCAACAAAAUAAAAAUGUGCACAAGAAAUCUCUUCUUCGUUUAUUAAACCCAUUCAUAGAUGAACGAGGUUUAAUUCGUGUUGGUGGCCGGUUGCGUUUUGCUGACGAGCCGUACGGAAUAAAACAUCAAAUCGUUAUCCCUGGUUUUCAUCCUUUCACCAAAUCACUCAUCAACUUUUACCAUCGCAAGAUGCUUCACGGUGGUAUUACUAUGACUCUGGCUGUAGUUCGAGAUGAAUUUUGGCCUCUCACUGGUCGAAGAGCAGUUCGCAGUGUCAUUCGUAGAUGCUUUAGAUGCGUUAGAUCAAACCCCCGCCCCAUUCAACAGCCAACAGGACAACUACCGAUUGGACGAGUAACCCCCAAUGAAGCUUUCACCCAUACUGGUGUUGAUUAUUGUGGCCCUCUGUACCUGAAACCAACGCAUCGUAGAGCAGCAGCAAGGAAAUGUUACGUGGCCGUGUUCAUUUGCCUUACGACGAAGGCCGUUCAUUUGGAAUUAGUUGGCGAUUUAUCUACCAAUACUUUUCUCAUGGCGCUCAACCGUUUCAUUUGGCGACGAAACAAACCGUACCAUAUGUACUCGGACAACGGUACAAAUUUCAUCGGUGCAAAGAACAGUCUUCACCAACUGUACAAUAUGCUCCAACCAGGACCCGAACAGAAUCGCAUCUCCAAGCAACUUGCAGAGGACGGCAUCCAGUGGCAUCUGAUCCCUCCACGUUCCCCUAACUUCGGGGGGCUAUGGGAAGCAGCGGUUAAAGUGGCUAAAACGCAUCUAGUUCGGCAGCUUGGUAGCAGUACACUCUCCUAUGAAGAACUCGCCACUGUACUGACAAUGAUCGAAGGCUGUAUGAACUCGCGACCUCUCACCCCAUUAUCGGAUGACCCUAGCGACCUAUCAGCUUUAACUCCGGCACACUUCCUCGUUAAGAAUAUGAUUCGUCCAUUGCCAGAACCAGACAUCCGACACGUUCCACUUAAUCGACUAACUCAAUAUCAGCGAAUUCAAGCCUAUGCUCAAAGAUUUUGGUACAGAUGGAGAAAUGAAUAUUUAAAGCAACUUCAAUUGCAGUACACAGUCAACCCUCGACCGUUUAAUCUUGAUGUUGGAUCUGUAGUGAUAAUCAAGGACGAAUCACUUUCUCCGGCACGUUGGCCGCUCGGCCGCAUUGUGGAAAUACAUCCAGGUCCCGAUCAUGUCACCCGUGUCGUGACGUUGCGCACUUCAUCUGGCACACUGAAGCGAUCUGUAUCGAAGAUAUGCCCUCUGCCUUGCACAUCGAAUCUGGAGGACUUUGUCCCAGAAUCAGUUUCCAAAUAA